Melospiza georgiana is the source of this 1069-nucleotide messenger RNA. RefSeq names its product complement C1q and tumor necrosis factor-related protein 9A-like. The coding region runs from base 35 to 1069 and encodes 344 amino acids. Lineage: Eukaryota; Metazoa; Chordata; Aves; Passeriformes; Passerellidae. The transcript is spliced from 3 exons. Gene Ontology annotation, molecular function: protein binding. The record is from RefSeq and is a predicted model, not a curated record.
CAUUUCAGCCAAAGUCAUAUAACCUAUCUAAAGAAUGAAAAGCUGGAUUGUACUGCUGGCUAUUGUGGUCAGCACAGCAGAAACCCAGAGCCAGGACAUCUGCACCCAAGGGUAUCCUGGCAUCCCUGGCAAUCCUGGGCACAAUGGCAUACCUGGUCGGGAUGGACGUGACGGGGCAAAAGGAGACAAGGGAGAUACAGGUGAAUCAGGAAUUCCUGGAAGUCCAGGAAAAGAUGGUGUCAAUGGAGAGAAAGGUGAACGAGGAACCAAUGGGACUGUUGAAGAGAAGGGGAACAAAGGAGAUAAAGGAGAAAGAGGACCACCUGGGAAACUGGGACCAAAAGGAUUUAUAGGAUCAGUGGGUUACAAAGGUCAGAAGGGAGAGCUGGGACUGCAAGGACAAAAGGGGUUAAAAGGAGACAUUGGACCCAUAGGUCCAAAAGGGACAAAGGGUGAAAUUGGCCAUCCUGGAAGAGUUGGUUUUCCAGGGCCGAUUGGCCCGAUUGGUAAUCCCGGUCCUAAAGGCAAUACUGGAGGUAUAGGGCCACAGGGUAACCCAGGAGUUCAGGGGGAAAGAGGCUUGAAAGGAGACCGAGGAGACAAGGGGGAGGUAGGAGCCCCGGGAGUCCUGCCAAGGAGUGCUUUCAGUGUCGGCCUUACAGCCAACACCAAGUUUCCCCCUCCGAAUCGCCCGAUCAAGUUUGACAAGGUGCUAUAUAACAGUCUGAAUGACUUCAGCUCGGCCACUGGCAAGUUCACCUGCAAACACCCCGGCGUUUACUAUUUCACCUACCACAUCACCGUCUACUCGAGGAACGUGCGAGUAGCUCUCGUGAGGAACGGCAUCAAGAUGCUGCACACGGUGGACAGGUACCAGAGCGGGGAGGACCAGGCCUCGGGAGCCGCCAUCCUCGAGCUGCAGGCAGGAGACGAGGUGUGGCUGCAGGCCCACCAAGGAGAGGCUUUCAAUGGGCUCUAUGCAGAUGGUGAUGAUGAUACCACCUUCUCUGGGUUCCUCCUGUUCAGCACCGCUGACCCACCGGAGCCACUGCUGCUGCACACCCCAUAG